CUAUUAGCUUUAAUUUACAUCAGUAAUUAGGCUAUCGCGUGUUAUUCUCUGUUAUCAAUUUUUCUGCUUAUCUUGAACGUAACGGCUAGUGCAUUUCGUAAAUUAAUUGAAUUCAACCGAAGAAAACAUGUUGUUCUUUGGGAUAUUAUCUAUUGUUUUGGCAGUUGCCUCUGCUGAAUUUUGUUAUUCCGAUGUGGAAGGAGCUUGUAGCAAUAGACCCACUUCGAAUGAUGGUGCAUUGAUUCCCAACUGUAAUGCAAAAUAUGGAGCUAUCGAUUUGCUUCAAGCAGAUCUUCAAUCAUAUGCCAAUGCUAAUAUAGAGUCCAGUUUUGAAUAUUUAUUAAUGUCAACUUAUUUUGGCAAUUAUGUGGCUCAACGUGAAGGAUUCAAAGACUUGUAUCGUAAACUUUCUGAUAAAACAUGGGAGGAUGCAAUCGAUUUAAUUAAAUAUAUUGCCAAACGUGGUGGUAGAAUGAACUUCAAUCAAUUACCGCGCUUCAAGAAAACUCCAAAGGAAAGCAGAGUAUUAGAAUUGAACGAACUUAGCAGCUUAGCUAAGGCACUUGACACGCAAAAACAACUUGCUGAGGAAGCAAUGCGUAUUCACGGCACGGCACAGGCUCAUAACAAGCAUGAUGCAGCUCUGGGUCAUUAUAUGGAAGAACAGUUCUUUGAAUCACAUACUAAAUCUGUACGAGACUUAGCAGGUUAUACAAGUGAUUUGAAGCAGCUAUUAACUGAACGCGACCCAUCUGUAUCUGUAUUCUUGUUUGAUGAAAUCCUGAAGAAAAGUUUGUAACUGUUUGCAACCAAAACAAUAUUAUUAUUAAAAUUCUCAAUAUCAGUAACCUAUGUUCAGAAAAGUAUACUUAUUUUUUAGUUAUACAAAGAUUUAUAUAUGAAAUUAAUAAAUAUACUAUAUAUUA
Messenger RNA from Hylaeus anthracinus, 926 nucleotides. It is a transcript of the gene Fer2LCH, whose product is annotated as ferritin, lower subunit. Gene Ontology annotation, biological process: intracellular iron ion homeostasis; iron ion transport. The coding region runs from base 128 to 799 and encodes 223 amino acids. The transcript has 4 exons. Gene Ontology annotation, cellular component: cytoplasm. Lineage: Eukaryota; Metazoa; Arthropoda; Insecta; Hymenoptera; Colletidae. Gene Ontology annotation, molecular function: ferric iron binding; ferrous iron binding. The record is from RefSeq and is a predicted model, not a curated record.